This is a messenger RNA of Hirsutella rhossiliensis, 594 nucleotides long. RefSeq names its product kinase binding protein. Gene Ontology annotation, biological process: tRNA threonylcarbamoyladenosine modification; telomere maintenance via recombination. The transcript is spliced from 3 exons. Bases 1 to 594 code for a protein of 197 amino acids. Lineage: Eukaryota; Fungi; Ascomycota; Sordariomycetes; Hypocreales; Ophiocordycipitaceae. Gene Ontology annotation, cellular component: nucleus; EKC/KEOPS complex; cytosol. The record is from RefSeq and is a predicted model, not a curated record.
AUGUCUCUCGAGACCGUCACCCUCGAGCACGUCCCCGACUCCCACACCGUCCUCGUCGCCCUCUUCCGCCACGUCAAAAACGCCGCCUUUCUCCACCACCAGCUGCUCGCCCGCAACCCCGCCUUUGAGUACGCCUUUGUCGAUGCCUCGGUGAUAUUCUCUCGCCGUCAGCUGCUCUCGGCCGUCUUCAAAGGGACCUUGGCCGCCGUAAAUGGCUCCCUGAAAACCCCAAACGUGCACUCUGAGAUUGUCGCUUCCCUCAGCGCUUCAAGUAAUAUUGCCGACGCAUAUCGCCGCUUCGGCGUCUCCCCAACAACAAGAGAUCUCUUGGUUGUCAAGGUCACCUUUCCCACAGAAUCAAGCCCGGAGCCCCCUUCACCCGACAAAAUCUGGGACCAUCUGGAAGCGAUCAUCGAGGGCGAGGCCGUGGGCGUCGCGGAUGAAAACAUCAGCGCCGCCACGGAUCUGCCCAAGGUGCGCAAGUAUUACAAACUAAACGGGCUCGACUGGCUAGACGCCAUCAAGGACGAGCGCAAAAGGCGCUCAGAGGUCGAGAUGCUCAUUCUCGAUGCCAUGGCGCUGCGCGGAGUCUGA